This is a messenger RNA of Drosophila hydei, 3601 nucleotides long. Its product is annotated as homeobox protein caupolican. Gene Ontology annotation, cellular component: nucleus. Gene Ontology annotation, molecular function: RNA polymerase II cis-regulatory region sequence-specific DNA binding; DNA-binding transcription factor activity, RNA polymerase II-specific. The transcript has 5 exons. The record is from RefSeq and is a predicted model, not a curated record. Gene Ontology annotation, biological process: neuron differentiation; cell development; regulation of transcription by RNA polymerase II. The coding region runs from base 500 to 2647 and encodes 715 amino acids. Lineage: Eukaryota; Metazoa; Arthropoda; Insecta; Diptera; Drosophilidae.
ACAAAAACAUACAAAAGUAAAAGAAUAAAACGCAAAGUCACAACAAAACAAACAAAACAUUUUCCGGCUCCGGCGACAUUAACAGAACUGCUCGACAUCGACAAUUUGUUUUAUCAAUUUUCAACAAGGCCAACAACACAGCAACAACAACAACAACAACAAUAGCCAACAAACCAACAAACAACAAAAGCGCCCAGAGUGCUUAGCCGCGCUCGCGCCAAGCACGCACGCCACCACCACGAACAGCACCAGCAGCACCCACCAUCUCCAUAUCCACAUCCACAUCCGCGUCCGCAUCCAUCUUCAGCUCCACCCAACGCCCAAUACCCAACCCCUUGCCAAGUGCUCGCACAGCAUCCGCCUGCUCCAGCUUCCAUAGUAUCCUUGCAGCGCGCCGGCACCCCCCACAGUGAGCACUCACACUCGCGACCUGCCGUUGCCGUUGCCGUUGCCGUAGCCAGUUCCCGUUAGCAGUUCAGCGACAAAGACGAACGCGACAAUGGCUGCAUAUGCGCAGUUUGGAUAUGGUUACCCGUCGGCAAAUCAGUUACUCGGUGGUGCGGCGGCAACCACUGGCGACAGCCAGAGCGGACAUGGUGGGGGCUCGGUGCCCUCGCCGCUGUCCGGCACAAACGAGGCCUCUCUCAGUCCCUCGGGCGGCUCAACUGCAACGGGCAUCACCGGCCCGGUCAGUCCAGGUGCAAUUUCUCAGUCGUCUAACAAUGCGGGCCCGACUGCAGCAGCGGCCACGUCGCCGACGGAUGCAGAUGCAGUCGGCAGCGAUGUAACCGGCGCUACAGAAACAGAUCCAGCUGUCAGCGGCGGCGGCGGCAGUGCUCUAGAUGCCCAUGUCCGUGCAGCGAAUAGCAUGUCCUGCUGCGAAAACGGACGACCGAUCAUCACGGAUCCCGUCUCGGGCCAGACAGUCUGCUCGUGCCAGUACGAUUCGGCGCGUCUGACGCUCGGCGGCUACUCUCGCAUGGCAUUGCCCUCGGCUGGCGUAGGAGUUUACGGCGGCCCGUAUCCCUCUAACGAGCAGAACCCCUACCCCAGCAUCGGCGUGGACAACUCGGCCUUCUAUUCGCCUCUGAGUAAUCCCUACGGCAUGAAGGAUACCAGCUCGGGCACCGAUAUGAACGCUUGGACCUCAGCUGGCCUGCAAUCAACUAGUGGCUAUUACUCCUACGAUCCCACUCUGGCCGCUUACGGCUACGGGCCAAACUAUGAUCUCGCCUCGCGCCGCAAGAAUGCCACGCGUGAAUCGACGGCGACGCUGAAGGCGUGGCUGAGCGAACACAAGAAGAAUCCAUAUCCGACGAAGGGCGAGAAAAUUAUGCUGGCCAUCAUCACGAAGAUGACGCUAACCCAGGUCUCGACAUGGUUUGCGAAUGCGCGACGCCGUCUGAAAAAGGAGAAUAAAAUGACGUGGGAACCAAAAAACAAGACGGAAGACGAUGACGACGGACUGCUCUCGGAUGAUGAGAAGGAGAAGGAGCCCGGCGAGGCCACCAAGCUGCAAGCCAGCGACACAUUUGAUCCCGGCAAUCAGCGUAUCAAGUCCGAGCUGACCAAGACAGAGAAGGAUCUGGACAUCGAGGAGAAGCUGGAGCGGGAGCCGCAAAACUUGCUGGCCAUCCGUGGCCUGCCACCGUAUGGUGCGCCCAAUUUCAAUGCCCAUCCGGCGCACUCCUACAAUCCCUACGCACAUGCCCACGCCCACGCUCACGCCCAUGCACACCAGCAACAUCAGCAGCAGCAGCAGCAGCAGCAGCAACAGCAGCAGCAGCAGCAGCAGCAACAGCAGCAGCAGCAGCAGCAUCAGCAGCAGCAGCAGGAGCAACAACAACAGCAUCAGCAACAGCAGACGGCAGCCGUUUAUUACAAUCCUGGCUACGUGCAGGGCCAUGGCCAGGAGGGAGUUGUGGCUGCCAGUGAAUACGCCCUUCAAAAAAACCAGCUGAGCAGAGACUGUGGCAUACCGGUGCCGGCGAGCAAGCCCAAAAUCUGGAGUGUGGCCGACACAGUCGCCUGCAAGACACCACCGCCUACGGCAUAUCUCGGCCAGAACUUCUAUCCACAGCAGCAGCAGCAGCUGCAGCAGGCACAGUCGAGCCUGGUGCCAGAUUCACCGACGACCCAGCUGCAUCCGGAGCAAUCGCUGACGCUGAUGGGGCCGCAAGUCGAGCUCGGUUCGCCGCUGAGUAUGAUGAGCAGCUACGCCGCCGCAUCGCCAUAUUCGCGGAUACCUACGGUGUACACCGAGGCCAUGGGCAUGCAUACCAAGACGCCUAUCAAUAUGCAUCGCGACCUAUCCCAGCUCCAGGUGCAUUCCAGCUCGAGCCAGGCGCCCUAUCUGCCCCAUUCGCAGCAGCAGAGGGUGGGGUUUUCCGAGAUACAGCCCGAUACACCGCCGCAGACGCCGCCAAAUAUGAAGCUGAUCAGUCACAGCAACAACAGCACCAGCAACAACAACACCAGCAACAGCAGCAGCAGCAACAGCAGCAACAACAGCAACAGCAACAGCAGCUCUACGCUGCAUUCCGGUCCCGGCCCGGUACCAAUAGCAUCCAUGGGUUCAAUGCUUUACAAUAACAACAUCUACAACAGUAGCACUAGCUAUCUGACGAGCAGUCGAUCCAACUCCUAAUUGGAUAAGGCUAUGGAUGGCGGAGGGGGAUGGCCUUAAUAGAUGCCGAUACCAAAUAUUUUAGUAACCAGGCCCAAGUGGACAAGUGCAAAUAUCGCCGGCAAUCGUUAAGCGUUAGCGAUAGCGAUAGCGAUAACGAUAACGAUAACGAUAACGAUACCACACUAAUUAUUUUGCAAUAAAUGUAGCUUAAGCAUGGCAAUAAAAAGUUUAUUUCCUACCAUAUCGUAAAUUAUUUCACUUUAUAACUUUAAUUAGCAUAUUCACACUCAUCAAUUUAAGCAGCCAGACUACCCGGACGACAGACAACAGUUUGUCAUGCAGUGGGAUUUGUUUGACUCAUUCAUUCAGUCCCCGCCAUCUCCCCUCGUUUUGGGUUUAAUGACUCGAACAUGCUGACAGUACACGGCUCCAAGACGACUUGGAACAUUUCUCAGCUCAUUCAGACAUAAGUUGAGCUCUCCCUCCCUCUCCCCCCUCCCUCUCACUCUCUCUUUCUCUUGUUCUGUAUAUAAAGUUGUUUAUACAGUUAUUUAAUUACUACCUUUACGUAUAAGCACGCAUUCAUAUGCGAUAAUAUCUUUAAGAGAGAACCUACAACUAUUUAAGUUAGAAAUGCGCAAAAAUAUCGGAAACACUAUAAAACUAAUUAACUUGUAAUAUGGAUAAAAGAGUGCUUGAGCUGAUUUAUUUAAUAGAAGGAAAUGUCAUUUUUGAUAGCCUCAAAUAAAAAACAAACCUUGAUAGCCAGUGUUUUCUGUGAUAUAUCCAUAAAAACAACUCGAGAGUGGGAAAACCAUUAAAAUGUAUUCAAAUCAUUUGCACUUACCAUGUAAAUAUGUGCAUCUGUAUUCACAAUUGAUGUAAGCACAUGCGUACUAUGAUGUAUGGCUUCACAAACACACUUGUAUAAUCACUUCUUCUUGCUAGCUAAUUCCCUUAGUUAACCUUAAG